AUGUCGCUGCUCCUCCGCCGCCCCCCCGGUCGUGAGGCCUACCCUGGAGACGUUUUCUACCUCCACUCUCGUCUUUUGGAGCGUGCUGCCAAGAUGAACAAGACCCACGGCGGUGGUUCCAUGACUGCCCUGCCCAUCAUUGAGACCCAGGGUGGUGAUGUGUCUGCUUACAUUCCCACCAACGUUAUCUCCAUCACCGACGGUCAGAUCUUCUUGGAGGCUGAGCUCUUCUACAAGGGUAUCCGCCCCGCCAUCAACGUCGGUCUCUCUGUGUCGCGUGUCGGCUCUGCCGCUCAGCUCAAGGCCAUGAAGCAGGUUGCUGGUUCGCUCAAGCUCUUCUUGGCUCAGUACCGUGAGGUCGCUGCCUUCGCCCAGUUCGGUUCCGAUCUGGAUGCCUCGACCAAGCAGACUCUCAACCGUGGUGAGCGUCUGACUGAGCUCCUCAAGCAGAAGCAGUACUCCCCCAUGGCUGUCAACGAGAUGGUUCCCCUCAUCUACGCUGGUGUCAACGGUCACCUUGACAACGUUCCCGUCAACAAGAUUCUCCAGUGGGAGUCUGAUUUCAUUGCCCACCUCAAGACGAACGAGUCUGAGUUCCUCUCUACCAUCGACAAAGAGGGUGCCCUCAGCAAGGAUCUCGAGGCUAAGCUCAAGGACGUCGUCGUUACAUUCACCAAGAGCUUCCUCGGUUAA
Molecule: messenger RNA, 693 nt
Organism: Emericellopsis cladophorae
Lineage: Eukaryota; Fungi; Ascomycota; Sordariomycetes; Hypocreales; Bionectriaceae
Exons: 1
Coding region: 1-693 (230 amino acids)
Biological process (GO): proton motive force-driven ATP synthesis
Molecular function (GO): proton-transporting ATP synthase activity, rotational mechanism; ATP binding; ADP binding
Source: RefSeq, a predicted model, not a curated record